CUACAGAUCCGAGGAUGAGGGUCAUGGCGCCCGGAACCUUCCUCCUCCUGCUCUCGGGGGCCCUGACUCUGACCGAGACCUGGGCGGGCUCCCACUCCCUGAAGUAUUUCUACACCGGCGUGUCCCGGCCCGGCCGCGGGGAGCCCCGCUUCAUCGCCGUCGGCUACGUGGACGACACGCAGUUCGUGCGCUUCGACAGCGACGCCGCGAGUCCGAGGAUGGAGCCGCGGGCGCCGUGGGUGGAGCAGGAGGGGCCGGAGUAUUGGGAGCGGAACACGCAGAUUUACAAGGUCACCGAACAGAAUUUCCGAGUGGGCCUGAACAAUCUGCGCGGCUACUACAACCAGAGCGAGGCCGGGUCUCAUACCUUGCAGUGGCUUUGUGGAUGUGACAUGGGGCCGGACGGGCGCCUCCUCCGCGGGUACAGUCAGUUCGCCUACGACGGCACCGAUUACCUCGCCCUGAACGAGGACCUUCGCUCCUGGACCGCGGCGGACACGGCGGCUCAGAUCACCCGGCGCAAGUGGGAGGAGGCCAGUGAGGCUCAGCAUAACAGGGCCUACCUGGAUGGGGACUGCGUGGAGUGGCUUCGCAGAUACCUGGAGGACGGGAUGGAGACGCUGCAGCGCGCAGACCCUCCAAAGACACAUGUGACCCACCACCCCAUCUCUGACCAUGAGGUCACCCUGAGGUGCUGGGCCCGGGACUUCUACCCUGCGGAGAUCACCCUGACCUGGCAGUGUGACGGGGAGGACCUGACCCAGGACACCGAGUUUGUGGAGACCAGGCCUGCAGGGGACAGGACCUUCCAGAAGUGGGCAGCUGUGGUGGUGCCUUCUGGAGAGGAGCAGAGAUACACAUGCCAUGUGCAGCAUGAGGGGCUGCCUGAGCCCAUCACCCUGAGAUGGGAGCCGCCUCCUGAGUCCACCAUCCCCAUUGUGGUCAUCAUUGCUGGCCUGGUUCUCUUUGUGGUCACUGGAGCUGUGGUGGCUGGAGCUGUGAUCUGGAGGAAGAAGCACUCAGGUGAAAAAGGAGGAAGCUACAUUCAGGCUGCAAGCAGUGACAGUGACCAGGGCUCUGAUGUGUCUCUCACUGAUCCCAAAGGUGAGACUCUGGAGGCCCUGAAGUGGGAGGGGUUGUGGCAGAGGGGACAGACUGGGUUAUGGGGAUUCUUUGGUUGGGACAUUUUGAGCAUGUGGUGGGCCAUUUAGAAUGUCACCAAUUACAGUGAGGGACUUAAAUUUGUUCAUAAUUAUUUUCUUCUAUAGUGUGAGACAGCUGCCUUGUGGGGGACUGAGUGAUGCAGGAUUUGUUCCCAUUGCACCCUCCGUUGUGACUUCAGGAAUCUCUGACUUCUCUUUCUGCAAAGGGCAUCUGAAUGUGUCUGCAUUCCUAAUGGCAUAAUGUGAGGAGGUGGGGAGACUGGUCUCCCCCACAAGCCCCUCCCCUCACUGACCUGUAUUCUUCCCUGAUCCACUUUCUUGUGCCAGCAGAGGUGGGGCUGGGCUGUCUCCAUUCCUGUCUUUACUUCAUGUUGCACUGAGUUGCAACUUCUUCCUUAUUGAAAAUAAACAUCUGUAUA
Messenger RNA from Ceratotherium simum simum (southern white rhinoceros), 1582 nucleotides. RefSeq names its product HLA class I histocompatibility antigen, B alpha chain-like. Gene Ontology annotation, cellular component: external side of plasma membrane. The record is from RefSeq and is a predicted model, not a curated record. Gene Ontology annotation, molecular function: signaling receptor binding; peptide antigen binding. Gene Ontology annotation, biological process: antigen processing and presentation of endogenous peptide antigen via MHC class Ib; antigen processing and presentation of endogenous peptide antigen via MHC class I via ER pathway, TAP-independent; immune response. Lineage: Eukaryota; Metazoa; Chordata; Mammalia; Perissodactyla; Rhinocerotidae.